This is a messenger RNA of Myotis lucifugus (little brown bat), 1263 nucleotides long. It is a transcript of the gene TM6SF1, whose product is annotated as transmembrane 6 superfamily member 1. The record is from RefSeq and is a predicted model, not a curated record. NCBI's taxonomy places the organism in Eukaryota, Metazoa, Chordata, Mammalia, Chiroptera, Vespertilionidae. Gene Ontology annotation, cellular component: lysosomal membrane. Bases 182 to 1021 code for a protein of 279 amino acids. The transcript is spliced from 10 exons.
CUUCUGGACAAUUGUAGGGGUUGCUGCCCUCAUCCUGCUCCUGGUGGCCCUGUUGGCUCGAAUCCUCGUCAAACGAAAGCCACCCCGGGACCCGCUGUUCUAUGUGUACGCCGUGUUCGGCUUUACCAGCGUGGUGAACCUCAUCAUAGGCCUGGAGCAGGACGGAGUCAUCGACGGGUUCAUGACGCACUACCUGCGAGAGGGUGAACCGUAUCUGAACACGGCGUAUGGGCACAUGGUCUGCUACUGGGACGGCUCCGCCCAUUACCUGAUGUACCUGGUGAUGGUGGCGGCCAUCGCAUGGGAGGAAAGUUAUAGGAACAUUGGGCUGUACUGGGUCGGAUCGAUUAUGAUGAGCAUGAUUGUUUUUGUGCCAGGAAACAUCGUAGGGAAGUUCGGAACACGCAUUUGCCCUGCUUUCAUCUUAAGCAUACCGUACACAUGUCUUCCCGUCUGGGCCGGCUUCAGAAUCUAUAACCAGCCGACGGAAUAUUGUCAUUACCCAUCCAAGGUCAUUCAAGAAGUCCAAGCGAAGGACCUGCUGAGAAGACCUUUUGACUUCCUGUUGGUCAUCUGCCUCCUCCUGGCAACUGGAUUUAGCCUGUUUAGAGGCUUGAUUGCUCUGGAUUGCCCAGCUGAUUUCUGCCGGUUUUAUACCCAGUUUCAAGAGCCCUACCUGAAGGACCCCGCGGCUUAUCCCAAGAUCCAGAUGCUGGUGUACCUGUUCUAUUCUGUCCCUUACUUCUUGGUGGCGCUUUACGGACUGGUGGUGCCCGGGUGCUCCUGGAUGGCUGACGUCACCCUGAUUCACGCGGGAGGCCUCGCGCAGGCUCAGUUUUCUCACAUCGGUGCUUCUCUUCAUGCGAGAACCGCUUACAUCCACAGAGUCCCCGAGGAAGCGAAAAUCCUCUUUCUGGCGUUCAACAUAGCCUACGGAGCCCUUCCUCAGCUCCUGGCCUAUCGCUGCAUCUACAAGCCAGAGUUCUUCCUCAAAGCAAAGGCGGAGGAAAAGGUUGAAUGAUAACAGGACUUCCUGUGGCGCUUGUCGAGAUGGCGGGAUUUUGAUUCCCUGGUCCUGGGGUUUCGUCUCAUUCCACUCCCUUCCCCUACACCAACACUGUUCUGCACUGAGUAUGUGAGCUAUCUAUGGGACCGCGUGGGUCAAUUUCUUUUUAUUAUUUUUUUGAAGGAAAGCUGAAGUUGUUGAGAGAAACAGUUUAAAGAAAUUUAUUCAAAAAUUUAUUGUGAGAAAACCUGACCAUC